UUCAUCGCGUUUUUUGAAUUUGUGGUACUUAAUGACUGUUCUUGUGUCUUGGUUGAUGGCUGCAGUAAGUUGUCCCAUGAAGUUGUUGAAGCAGUUUCGAGUUUGGUAUUUGCUGCCUCAAGAUGUGGCGAAUUGCCAGAGUUGAAUCGGAUAAGAUCUCUGUUCAGAAAACAUUUCGGUAAUGAGUUUGAGAGAGUCAAUGUGGAAUUACAACCUGGGAAUUUUGUGAACUCCCAGAUAAAAUACAACCUAGGAAAUAAUUCCAUAUCGGAUGAUGUGAAGCUUCAAAUGACCAGCGAAAUAGCCAGAGAGUGCACUCGAUGCCUGCAGCCUGAUCAAAUAAGUCAAGAGAACUGUGUGCCACAUUAUGAAUCUUUGGAUUCGAGAAUCGGAGAUGUUAGGGAUAGCAACGGGAAGCAUCGAAGGCAAGCUUCAAAAAUCAAGGAUAUGGUGUGGAGAAUUGGGUCGAAAAUUUCCAAGUCGGGUUCCAGGAAUUUGAUUUCAAAACGGUGUGAUCCUAAUGAUAUUUCAUCAGAAAGUUCACCUCCAAUUCAAGACACGUUGACUGUCUACCUCGAUGACCUUAAAGACGAGUCAUCAAGGACUGAAGAUGUCAAUGGGAGGAAUGUGGCUAAGGGUUUGGGUUCACAGAAUAGGACUGUGAGCUCCAAGGGUAAUAAUAAUGUGAAGAAGAAUUUAGCCCAGAGACGCGGUGCUUUAAUCAAAACAGACGCGGCGUAUGGACAACACGAUGGAUCGCUUUACAAGAACCAAAUGAGUGAUCAAACCAUGUUGAUCAAAGAACGCCUUUCAAGGAGCAAGACUUAUAAUGGAAGAAAACUCGAACGGAACGAAGACUCGAAGCCUCGGUUAAGCUACGUGCACCCGAAGCUUCCAGACUAUGAUGAGUUAGUGGCCACAUUUACAGAAUACAAGGAAGAGUACAUGAAGAGCAAUUCCAAUGACAGAACUCUUUCUAAGUGGAUGCGGUUGUUUUGA
Rhododendron vialii is the source of this 999-nucleotide messenger RNA. RefSeq lists its product as uncharacterized. The transcript has a single exon. The record is from RefSeq and is a predicted model, not a curated record. NCBI's taxonomy places the organism in Eukaryota, Viridiplantae, Streptophyta, Magnoliopsida, Ericales, Ericaceae. Gene Ontology annotation, biological process: protein transport. The annotation marks the transcript as partial.